ACUGACCCCAACGCUUCGAACUCCAUACCUAUGGACCUUAUGAUAGUUCCAAUCCGUGUCUUUGUCUCUAAGCUGGUGAUAAAUGCUGCGCACGACGCGGCGAUCUGUUGCUCGCGAUGCGGCAGAGUGGGAAGCAGAAGACGUGACAGCCAUCCUCAACGAGGAGGCUGCCAACUUGACGCGAAGCUCUCCCCGGAAGAGGAAGCGAGAAUCCCGCGGCGGCUCCAGUGCGACAAGCCCCUCGAACAAACGUAUCCAACUCGGGCAGCCCACCCCGUCUACCUCUAACCUGCCCAUGUCAACAACUGCAAGUCCCUCGCGGCGCAAAUCCGGAAGACUGCAGGCGCGGAAGUCGCUUUCAGCACCUAAACAUGUCAAUCGACCCGACCUGUACGAGAUCCCUGAUGACCCCGAACCGAAAGCUGGGACAAACCCCUUGUUGAAGCCGAUCAAGAAGUUCAGGCCGCUCAAUGUCCGACCACAACAGACUGCUUCGCCUUUCAAGGGCAAGGGUGUCCUGGAAACUAGAACAAAUGCGCUGGUAAACUUGGACGAUUCACCUCGAAAGAGGCCUGUGAGGAAUCGAAUUGAGAAGAUUGGCCGGUCUCUUCACAAAGCCCGUCGCCCUGCGAGCAAGCUAAAGGAAACGAGUGCGAUGGUGGAUCAGUUACCCUUUGACGGUGAGGAUAUUUUCGAGGCUUCCCAGAGAGAAGAACUUGGGCAGAAGUCCUCACAACAUGGUCGAAGUUCUCCAGAAGAGUCUCCCCCAGUCGAAGAUGUCCCGCCCAGACCUUCGAAAAAGGCACUCCCGUCCAAAGAACGACACCCCGCCCAAACAGGGAGUGACGCCGACGCCGAGCUUGGGCGAAAUCCGCAAUCCCCGGCAAUAUAUUCUAAUCCACUCCCGGAAGUUGCAAAGCAAACAUUGGCUAAAGAAACGUCCAAGCCCGUUAUUGUCGACGAGGCGGUUGAAGAAGGCCGAGAGAAGGAAGCAGACAAUGCGGCAUACGAGGAAGGACGAGCACCUGUGGAACUUCCUCCGGAACGAAGUCAGCGGCCACGGACUCGAGCUGAACGAGACGCUGCAGAGCAGUCUGCGGCCGAGGCAGAAGCCAAACGAGAGCAAAUGGUUAAAGACACUUUGUCAGGCAUCGAGGUAGCUGUGCAAAUCCGUGAAUGCAAGGAUGCCUGGACAGACUCCCUUGUUGCUGCUGCCGAAAUUGCUGAGAACCGCACUUCCUCUGGAGCAGAGUCGAUCAAAGGCAAGGCUUGUGCGCGUGAGUUCAAAAAGAUGGCGCAUAUUUACAAGAAGCUCCAUCGUGGAAAUUCUGGGUCCCCUAGACGACUGGAAUAUGAAAAGCGGGAGACGCUGGGACUGUUGAAGCGACGAUGCAAACAUAUCUGUGACUACCACUAUAAGCCCGAUAUGCCAUACGACCUCGAGCGGAAGAGGAUGGUACGUGACUUGUACGAGCACUUGAUUCCUAGCUCACUCGACCUGGCCAAGCGAGCGCUCAAGACCUUAUUUCAAAACGAUGAGUUCAGUAUGGCGGCCUUGAGGGAAAUCUGCCAACUUCUGAACAUAACAUCCAGGCUAGUGAACAACGCCCAGGCUUGGAGGCCGCGACCUGAGCUGGGAAAUGCGGUCAAAAGCAAGACACACUCGGACAUCAAGCCCAAUGUUGAAACCAUUGUGGAGAAGUAUCGUCGUGCCAUUGACGAGGAUGAACGAGAGAGAUUCGUUGACGAGCUCGAAGUUCGACAGAAGCAGAAUUUGGAGAGACAGCAAGCCGAAUACCAGCGCAGAAGAGAGGCCGUGCGGGCAAAACAUCGACAAUAUCGCUGUCAUGCUUACCACGAUGGUGCACCGCUACCAGACCAGCCAGUUCCCGGCUCACAGCGGCCCCUGGUUGAUAUUGACGACAUAUCCAUCGACGACGAACGUGCCUGGGCAGAGCCUGGACGCCGAGAAGGAACCGGACAUGCCAACGGGGCGGCUGCACCUAUCAGACCGGGACUAAGACGAGAACCCACUGAAGACAUUCCCCCUCCAGAUGAGACGGAAUGGAGUCAAAAUGAACUGAUUGUGUUGGUCAACGCCCUGCAAGAGUUUACCAGUGAGUCAAGAUGGGAGGAUAUCAUUGACGCCUAUGGCGGGCCUUGCGGGAGACUGGAGAGAUACGACAUGGAUCAGAUCAUGGCGAAGGCUAGAUGGGUCAAGCAGACCAUGGCGAGACAGCUGGAGGACGAGCUGGACGAGUCCUGGGACUGGUUGAGGAGUGUCCCGGGCUGAAUGUACAACACAGAGACUGUAGUAUUACUUUUGAUAGCGUUUGCUUCAUGAUACCCCUGACUUGGUCUGCAGGUUGUUGAUACCAAUGAAUGAUAAGCCAAUCCACAUGGCACCAAAAA
Cladophialophora immunda is the source of this 2412-nucleotide messenger RNA. RefSeq lists its product as uncharacterized. The record is from RefSeq and is a predicted model, not a curated record. Lineage: Eukaryota; Fungi; Ascomycota; Eurotiomycetes; Chaetothyriales; Herpotrichiellaceae. The transcript has a single exon. Bases 83 to 2293 code for a protein of 736 amino acids.